Molecule: messenger RNA, 1029 nt
Organism: Chara braunii
Lineage: Eukaryota; Viridiplantae; Streptophyta; Charophyceae; Charales; Characeae
Source: the annotation of a GenBank genome assembly
GAGAUGUCCGCUUCACAUGUGAGCUGUGGAAGAAGAUUGCUGAGCAGAUGGGCAGUUAACUUCAAAUGACUCCACGGAAUCAUCCCGAAGCCAACGGACAGGCCGAGCAGAUGAACCGAAUUGUACAACACCUGCUGAGGCAUUAUAUCAAGCCCAGCCAGGAUGACUGGGAUGAGAAGUUGCCUCUCAUCGCCAGCCUGUACAACAACGAUGUACACAGCAGUACCGACGUUAGUCCUAACCAGCUGCACUUGGGAUGGAAGCGUAGAUCAGCUCUGGACUUCCUCCUACCUGAAAACCGACCCUCUGCAACUCCAGGCACAUUUGAGUACAGUGUGCAGUAUGAGAAGUUGCUGCAGCAAGCUGUCGAGCACAUCAAGAAAGCUCAGCAAGAAAUGAUUGCUUUUGAGAACAAACAUCGUCGACAGUCCUCAUUUCAGGCAGGGGAACGUGUCUGGGUCAAGGCUAGUGAGCUAGGACAGGAAUUCGGCAUCUCUCGCAAACUAAUGCCUCAGUAUUUUGGUCCAUGGGAAAUCCUGGAUAUAGUUGGGGAUGAGAUGGAUGGUCCUACCUAUGUUAUCCGUAUCCCUGGUCACUUAUGCACUCACCCUGUCUUUCAUGCCUCAAAGCUUGCACCUUUCGCUGAGACAGAUCAAAUUCCUUCCAGGAGAUCAAUGCUGCCCCCAACCAUGGAUGGUCAAGUGGACAUCGACGACAUUGUGGAUCACAAAGAUCUGUCUGUUCCAAAGCCGCUGGGUAGAGGAAGACCUCCAAAACCCAAGCGGGAGUAUCACGUCAGAUUCAGGCAUCAUAUGGAUCCGAAGAAAGAUCGGUGGUUUACCAGAGAGGAACUGAUUGACACAACUCCUCAAGUGGUGGCAGAUUAUGAGAGAAUGUUAAAAGGGAAGGCACCUGCGAAGUAAGCAUCUUAGCGGACUUUCGAAGCUAAAGGGGAUGGAAUGUGAGGAUUGAGCCCUCAAGAAGGGGCCUUGCCAUAAUGUACAUGUUCUGGGCUAAGGCCCCAGCAAG